AUGGCCUCAGCCUCUGUGUUAGUGUCACUCCCCAUCCACAAGCAUUUCAUGGUGCCUUGGAAUGAUAUGCGGAGAGGUGAUUGCUGUGGACGCUUUGAGUCUACCACUGAUGGCUACUAUUGUAAAAAGUGUGAUUUUUUCGUCCACAAGAUAUCUGGCGACGGGGUCUCCGAAUAUAUACAACACCCAUCUCACUCCCUUCACACUCUUCAGCUGCUUCUAAGUAAACCACGGCACUAUUGCAAUUUAUGUGGAAAGAAAAUCGUGGGUCUAUGCUAUCGUUGUGAGAUAUGUGACUUCGACGUGGAUCUAUGUUGUGCCAAUAACCCACCACCACCAGAGGUUAUUGACAUUUCCGAGACGCAUCCUCACAAACUCACACUUCUCAAGGAGCCGAGAGAGUUUGCCUGUGAUGCUGAAUGUGGGAAGCAGGUUUGGUCGCGGGUUUUCUUACAGAUGUGA
Molecule: messenger RNA, 462 nt
Organism: Microthlaspi erraticum
Lineage: Eukaryota; Viridiplantae; Streptophyta; Magnoliopsida; Brassicales; Brassicaceae
Source: the annotation of a GenBank genome assembly